CAUAAGUUUAGCUUAGUGGAAUGUUUAAGUGUGCGCCGGCGAGAAGUUUUGUUUCGGCAUGUUUUAAUACUUAAUGCAGAGUACCGAUGAAGUGAACCGAACAACAGGACGUGUCAGUGCUCAGGGAAAUGGUUGUCAGCGAUGUUUUUGGUUUCAAGAAAGGAAGUGUCAGCCGGAGGAAAACCUGGAAUUCGAUAGCUGAAAAACCUAAAUCAGUUCGAUUCGCUAAUGGUUCGUAUCAAAGACAAGAGAGCAGUUAGAGAGCGCUGGGAAUUGUUUAAAUGAAAAUUCAAGUCCUACAUCUUUCGUGAGUUGAUGAUGGUCGGCUUUUUCAACUAAGAACUCUGGUUUACAUCAGGCUGAAUCGAGGUUGUCGAGUUUGAAAGCGAAGCGGUGGAUACCUGGUAGGCCUUCCAUUUCAAAUGGUCAGCGGUUUAAUGUUAAGUUCAAGAUGGCGUGGAGUAUAUCAAAUAGUACUAAUGGGAAGCUCAAAAUUUUCAAAGUCCAUCCCUCUGAACCAGAUGACGAAGACAGGGAUGAUAGUUCUGAAGAUCAACCACCUGCUUCUGGACAAGAUCUACCUGCAGUCAAACAAGGUGUACCAACAGACGAGGAGCUGGAGGAUUUGGGCCAAAGUAUUGGCAUAAAAUGGGAACAACUAGGACGUAGAUUGAAUUUCUCAGAUGAAAAGCUUCAGGAGAUUGACUUGGAUAAAAGGUUUCUUUCUCAGAAAGCAUAUCAGAUGCUGAAGGAGUGGAAACAUAGGGAUGGACCUGAUGCAACAUAUCAAAAUCUGUAUGCUGCUCUAAGCCACAAAUUUGUUUCACGUAAAGACUUGGCUGAGAAGUACUGCAAAUAAUAUUGUUGCUUGAAGAUUGCUCACUUCUGUCUACCAUUUUGUUGAUAGCACAUUUUACCAUCAAAGUCUGAGCCAAUGGGCAAAUGGUUAGCAGUAUAAGGGCUCAAAACUAACUUUUCAACUUACUAGCCAAGAGGCUAGUGAUAAUGUAGAUGUUACCACAAUUUCAGUUUGUUUAUAAACAAUUAUUGGAUAAGGUGUUUGUGAUGUCCGGAAUAAUCAAGGUUGAG
Stylophora pistillata is the source of this 1089-nucleotide messenger RNA. RefSeq names its product THO complex subunit 1. Gene Ontology annotation, biological process: signal transduction. Lineage: Eukaryota; Metazoa; Cnidaria; Anthozoa; Scleractinia; Pocilloporidae. The record is from RefSeq and is a predicted model, not a curated record. Gene Ontology annotation, molecular function: protein binding.